Messenger RNA from Geodia barretti, 970 nucleotides. The record is from the annotation of a GenBank genome assembly. Lineage: Eukaryota; Metazoa; Porifera; Demospongiae; Tetractinellida; Geodiidae.
CAACGCAAAAUAAUGGGGGGUGUGGCAGGUUGAUGAUCAAGGAAGAGAACGACGAACGAUUGAAAUAAGCAAAGAAGCUGAGCCACUUCAGUGCGGUUGGAGCGGCUACAGUGUCAGGAUUACCCACAGCAUCACAGUGUAGCACAAGAGAGCAAUGUCACAAGGAAAUAGUCAAAUGGCCAAUUCGUCGCCGGCCGACACAGAACUAGCGAUGCAGAAGAUAUCCCAUACCUUUGGGUUCCUAGUCUCCAAAAUCCAGCAGUGUCUGGAGCGAAAGAAAGUGAGCGUUGAAGAUUUCAUCAAACACUUGAACUCCGUCCGUGGCGUCGACAAUUCACUGAUGUACUGCCACAGAUCUCUAUACCACUCUUCAAUGGACCAGAUUGAGUCGCAGAGUAGUAUCGGUGACAUAUUCCCUCUCAUAUCGGGCUACUUUUCCUGGUUCAACCACACACCCGUCGAGAAGAUGGUGGCAGAUUUCUGUGCCGGGGACGGAGAGGUCAAAACAACGUACCGAGUUUUCAAGUCACAAUUUGAGGAAUUCUGCGUCAAUAUGAUCACCGAGUGUCACAAGCACGGGUUCGGCUUCGAAAGGAAGAAAGACGCCGCAAAAUUCGUCGUCAAAUUUGACAUCAUGGAGAGCGUGGCAAAGGUCAAUGAACUCAUCGCUCUACGUAACAUAAUUGCAGUCCACGUAAAAGCUGAGAAGCAAUCGCUCUACCUGAGUUCUGCCGAGUGUAACGUCACUAUAAGAGUGGUCUUCCUCCUCCCGCUGUUUGUGGCCGAAGCCAUGUUUCCACUGACGAGAGAACAGGAAAACACGCUCGGGGAUUGUGGCGUGCUUCAAAUGGAGUGUGGGAGCUACCAUUUCACCAGUCCCGCCUGGAGCAGAGAGAGAGAGUCUAGGGAGUCAAGUAUGGGACUAGCUGACUCUAUGUGGUACAUGAGCAUGAUGACUGUCAGUUCAGGU